Messenger RNA from Solanum pennellii, 1045 nucleotides. RefSeq names its product wound-induced protein WIN1. Gene Ontology annotation, biological process: defense response to fungus; defense response to bacterium. The coding region runs from base 28 to 606 and encodes 192 amino acids. The record is from RefSeq and is a predicted model, not a curated record. NCBI's taxonomy places the organism in Eukaryota, Viridiplantae, Streptophyta, Magnoliopsida, Solanales, Solanaceae. Gene Ontology annotation, molecular function: RNA nuclease activity; chitin binding. The transcript has 2 exons.
AUAAGAUCAAAUUAUACUCUUUUGAAAAUGACGAAGCUAAUUAGUAUUAAUAUUUUGUUCAUGUUGAUUAUAGCCGCAAUUGCGAACGCACAGCAGUGCGGUAGACAAAAGGGCGGAGCCUUAUGCAGCGGCAACUUGUGUUGCAGCCAAUUCGGGUGGUGUGGAUCAACACCCGAAUUUUGUUCACCUACCAAAGGCUGCCAGAGUCGCUGCACUGGUGGCGGAUCAACCCCAACUCCAUCUGGUAGCGCGCAAAAUGUGCGUGCAACGUAUCAUAUAUAUAACCCACAGAAUGUUGGGUGGGAUUUGAACGCUGUUAGCGCUUACUGUUCAACUUGGGAUGCUAAUAAGCCUUACUCCUGGCGGAAAAAGUGUGGCUGGACUGCUUUCUGUGGUCCUGUUGGACCUCGUGGUCGCGACUCAUGUGGCAAGUGCUUAAGGGUGACGAAUAUACGUACAAGAGCUCAAACGACGGUGAGAAUCGUAGAUCAAUGUAGUAACGGAGGACUAGACUUGGACGUUAACGUUUUUCGACAAAUCGACAACGGAAAUCAGCAAGGCCAUCUUAUUGUGAACUAUCAGUUUGUUGAUUGUGGUGAUAAUUAAAUCUUAUAGUUGACAUAGAGAAUGAUAAGAUUCAUGUUUGAUUAUCCAAAUAAAUGUUAAAGUAUGAAAUUAAAAUAAAAUAAUAAUAACAAUAAAGUUAUAUCCGAAUUGAGACAAGCUAAGUCACGUACGUCCAACAAAGUUGAUCCAUUGAGUAAUUAAUUAAUCCCUCAUUUUGUUUAAAUUAAAAUGUAAUGAUAUUUAAUCCAACAAAAAAUAGGAUAUGUCAUAACUUUAACUAGCUGAGAACACGACUUUAGAUAAAAAGAUAUGAAGGUCGAGCACUAUGAUAUAAGGCUAGAAAAAUAAUUGAGUGUUAUCGUAUUUCAUAGUAUGAUUUAAAUAUCACAUAGUUUAUCUUUCUCUAGUGUGUAUUGAUAUAUAUCCAUUGUUACGCUUGUUCAUAUAUUGCUAUUUUAUCAUCUCAUGUUCUUCCGUA